Prorocentrum cordatum is the source of this 762-nucleotide messenger RNA. Lineage: Eukaryota; Dinophyceae; Prorocentrales; Prorocentraceae. The record is from the annotation of a GenBank genome assembly.
CCCCCAACCCCGCGGGAACAAAUCGUCGCAUUACUUGACCCCUCCCUCACCCCACGGGUGACGGCCCGCUAGUUCUGGCAGUUCCCAUGGACAGAUUCAGCGGUCCUCUACUGAAGAGGUAUGGACGCCGAAAAAAGCUGCCAUCGGUGCGAGCCGUCUUGAAACUGAAAAUGACGGCGGCGGCGGGCCAAAACACUCUAGCUGUGGCACGACUGGGGAGGACGGGAGACACACAAAUGCGAGGGAGAGGGAAGGAAGAGAAAGCAUAAUGAGGAGGAGGAGGAGGAGGAGGAGGACCAGUGGAGGAGGACUCGCCAUCACCUCCAGCAAACGCAGGUCGCCUCACUCGCCCCCACCCGGGCGGGACAACGUGCGGUCGCCGCGCCUGUCGGUGAUCCAGAUCGAGACGCCGGCGCCGAGCCCGAGCAGGCAGCACGCGAUGAUGUACAGGAGCGUCGGGUCGGACGAGAGGGGAGGGGGGUGCUCCCAGCGACAUUGCCUCAAGCAUCACGUGGGCGACGAUCUGAAUGAGGUAUUACGCCAGAUGCUCACGCGGCUGCUUUCCACGGCGCCCCCCAACACGGGCCGGCGUCAGCGUCGGAGGUGCAAUAGGGCCGUGAGGAGAUCGCUCGGCGGCGUGGCCGAGACCAGCUGCACGCAGCAGAUGCCGUGCCCCCCCACCGUCCACAACUCCCCUCCCUCGUCCGGCCCGAGAAGGGCAGCGUGAACGAGGCGGUGGCGCCAUGGAGGUAUGACAGCGCC